UCUAUUCAUGUUCAAAUGCGCACUUUCUCUCUCAACAAAACAGUUUCCGCUCUUUCUCUCUCUACUUUCUCUCUCUAGAAAUGGGAACUGCAAUUCUUCGUUCCCACGAUUGCCUUCGAGGCCAGUUCCUCCCAAACGAUGCCUUCGCCAUCGCAACCUCUCACGUCAAAUCACGGAAAAACUCCAUCCCUAACCCUAAUUUCAAUUCCCAUGCCAACCAGAACCGCCGCCGGAAGCGGAGUCCGGUGGCCGCCGUUCAGGCCAAGUGUCAAGACCGUGACCGGAGACGUUCCGGCGAUCGAUCGUCGCCUCCGGCGAAGUCUCCGAACGCCGCGAAUCUCGUCAUGGAAAAGGUUAAGAUCCUCAAAAGAGGCGAGAAGUUGAGCCCGGAGAAUAUCCCCGGAGGACUCGCCGCGGUGAACCACAAGGUUAAGAACGAGGAGGAGGAUCUCGAUUUGAUGUUGUGCUCGACGGAUCGGCUUGGUCCGGAUCCGGUGACCGUGGAGGAGCAGGUUAGGGUUUGUGAUUCGAAGGACGGGAUGUAUGCCGGAUCGGCGUUUGUCUCGUCUCCGCCUCCGAGCUCCGUUCCGGUUCCGUUGUUUUUGUGGAAGAACGGAGCGGCGACGGCGACGAGUGAUUUGAGGCGGUUGCUGCGGCUUGAUUUGGAAUGAUGCUUCGUUGUUUGGAGUUUCUGAGUACUUUUCUCCUUAAUUAGGUUUACUCGCAUGGUCCUUGACGUGCUUCCUUUAUUUUUUCAAGAGGAUUGACGUUUGGCGCGAGUGUAUGAAGAAAUUUGAAAGUGAAGCGAAGAUUGUUAGAAUGAUGAAGAUGUGAUGAUGUUCAGUUCCUGUAAGGGGGCGUAGUCAGUUAGGUACUAGUGUUAGUUCAUACGUUGAUGACAGAAGGGUUAGAAGAGGAGAAUGAAUCUCUUGUAAAUUCCCCUAGUCUGAUAUACGUGAAUCGAUCUAGUAUUGUCUAGUCUAGUGUAGGUGUGGGAUUUCCAUAUGGAAGAAGAUAGUUUGGUGUGUGUUGUGUUUAUCAGGCUUUUGUUUGAUUUGUUCUUGUCAUACAAGUUUAGUUGUGAAAUUUAAUUCCAAUAGAAUAAAAUUUGUAGAAUUAGCAGCA
Molecule: messenger RNA, 1125 nt
Organism: Lotus japonicus
Lineage: Eukaryota; Viridiplantae; Streptophyta; Magnoliopsida; Fabales; Fabaceae
Exons: 1
Coding region: 81-671 (196 amino acids)
Source: RefSeq, a predicted model, not a curated record